UAUUUAUUAAUUUUGAGAAAAAAAAAUUGACAUUUGGGUAAAAAUAAGAAAUUCCAGGUAGCAACCCUGACUCUUUGGCAAUUAUUAUUAGUUUUGUAUGUUUCGCGCUGUUUUCUUUGAUUUUGAUGAAACUUUUCUAAUACGCAUUACAAUUCAUAAUUUUUAUUAUGACUACGGAAAACUUAAGCUCAUUUUUGAAAGCAUUAGAUGUUGUUAAACAGGACCAUACUUGCGGUCUUUGCUCAGAACUUUGCAAGAAUCCUGUCACGUUGAGUAAAUGUUUUCAUUUAAUAUGUGCAGAUCAUUUCAAAGAUUUAAAAUAUUGUCCCGUUUGUAAAAUAUCCCUAGACGGAUGCUCUACCUUUUCUGAUGAUCGUUUGAAUAAAAGUGUAGAGGCGGUCGCCGAGUUGGGCAAAAUUUUUGAUAAGUUCAAACCCGAAGAUUUGAGACUAACUAGAAGCGCAAGUGUCGAGGAAAAGCCUAAGUCCAAAUCGAAACCGUACAAAGCACCCAGUUCUAGCUCAAAAAAGGUAGGUAAAAAUGUUCUAUCUGAUAAAACCAACCAGUUAAAACCAGACUUGGAGUCGUCGUUAGUAUCCUCUAUUAGUAUUAAGACAGCUGAGAAAAGAAAUAAUAAAGGGGAGACUAUGCUGCACAUCGCGUGCCGUUUAGGCAAGCUCGAUAAAGUUACAGAAUUGCUAAAUCAAGGCGCUAACACAAAUACUAAAGAUAACGCAGGCUGGACACCCUUACACGAGGCUGUUCAAAAUGGCAGAUUGGAUUUAGUAAGUCUGUUGUUACAGUACAAUACGUUGAUAAAUGUCCCAGGUCAGGGUAAUGAGACUCCAUUGCAUGAAGCGGUGAGAUUCAAUCACAUAGAUAUAGCUAGAGAGCUGGUGAGGAAUGGAGCCGAUAUAAACAUGAGGAACUGCAAAGGUGAGACCCCAUUGCAGUUAGCGGUUGGUGAGAUGAAGGAAACAUUGCUAUCAGCCUCCGAGGAUAUUGUACACACUCAAACAGUGAACGUAACUCACAUGUCUGCAUUAUACUCGGAAUUGGAUUCCGAGGACAUACGGAUCUACUGUGUGUCAGAGUAUCGCACUGUUCAUAACAAACUCAAGUUGCUAGUGAAGCAUCACAGUAAUUUACAUAUCGAAGCAAAGUUUACUAAGAAAGUAACACAUUUGCUGGUAGACACCGAAGAUGAUGGGGUCUGUCCAUCAAGUUUAGACAUUCUUCAAGGGAUAGUCAUGAACAUAUGGAUAUUAUCAUCGCAGUGGAUCACAAAGUCCACUGACAGUAAAUUAGAGCCUUUCGGUAAUUAUGAAAUAACAGGAAUAGGUUCUAAAUCCUACAAUGGUCCUAAGAAUUCCAGAUACAAUAAGUACAAGCAAUUGCCUGGGCUUUUCAAUGGUUGUCAUAUAUAUUUUCACAAUUUUAACACCAAAUAUGAAAUAUCGAAGUCUAUAGUUGUAAAUAAAGCUAUACUUACUAAGUUGGUAACAGACGCUGGUGGAAUCGUGCUCAGGAGGGUGCCGAAUCCAGAAUCGAUACCGGAAUCAGAGAAAUUGGUACCGUAUCAUGCGAAGAGGGAUGGAAAAUUGACUGACUGCUCGCAUUAUAUAAUAUUCAAGGACGUUUACGAACCUAUGUAUAAUAUGAAACAUUUGAAGGCGUUGCCAGUGGGCUGGCUGAUUGAAUGUUUGGAAAAAUAUGAGUUGUGUGAGCCCAUCGAUUAUAAUUAUUUAUAAUUUAUUAUUAACGAUUGGUGAAAUAUGAUUAAUAAUUUAUAAAGUCAUUCCAAUAUUUAAGCAAUAUUAUAAAUUGACCAAAACAUAUCCACAAUUUUACUGUUAUAAUACAAUACGAGAAUAUAUUUGAAUUCUGAGAACUUUUCAAUUUUAAAACAAAAUUUUUUUUUUAUUUUGGUAGAAUACCAGUGCUGUCAAUAUAUGCUGUUUAAGCACCAGUGAAAGAGGAUAAAUGAGAAUGAAGUUUUUUUUAAUGAAUGAUAAUGAAAUAGUAAGCCCGCCUGCACUAUCAAUAUACACUGAUGGGGCACCAGUGAAGGAUGAUAGGUCAAUUGACCCAUCAUUUUGAAUUAAAAAAUAAAACAAUCACUAUGGUUUCCAGGGGGAAACGCGAGGAGGUCGGCCUGAUAGAUGAGGAGCUUAAUCCCAUUACUAACAAUCCUUUUCCUCAUAGAACGAAGGUUGAUGAAUGCUACUAGCAUUAAGUCCGUCUUUUGUACCAUAUCUCACUUGGUCAAUAUAGUUAAUUAAUAAAUGAAGCUAGGUGAGUUGGCCUAUCGUGACCAAUUCAGCAAGAACUAAAUAUGAUGGUUUCAAGAGGUGACCAUGCGGAGGUCGAUCUGAUAGGAUGUAUCGGUAAUAAAGAAGACUUGAUUCCCCAUUACUAUCUCCCACAAAGUGAUCUGAUUAGACUUUUACGAAAUUGAGAAUUAUUCAUUAUGGAGACCAUAAAGAAUGUAAUAGGGAAUUUAAUUAAUUAAUUUAUUCUGAUAGGGGUGUCUUUGCAUUAUAAAUAACCUCUGCUUUAGUCUGUAGUGAUAGGCGAGAAAAAAAAAUAUUCAAAGCCUAUUUUCCCGCCAAUAUAUAUUUGUUUUUUAAUAUUUUUUUUUCUAUCAGUAAACUUCGAGUGACUACUGUGAUUUACGAGCAUAGAUUAAGGACCUAUUAAGAAUGUAAUAUGAUGGCGCCAUCUGUGCUGAACUUGGCAUAAGCUUCUCUAUUAUUAGUGUCUAGGCAUUUACUAAUCAAAUCCAUUAUGAUUUUUAACAAUUGUAUUUUUAUUUGAGAUUAUUUUUAUCAUUAUUUAAUAAUUAAAUGACUAUUAUUAGACAUUAUAACAAGCCAUACAAUUGUGAUAGUACCUAAGUGUAUGCAAUGCUAAGUGCAUGUAGAAUGAAAUUGAAUUAUUUACAUGUACAUAAUAUUAAGAAUCUACCAAUUACAUAGGAUCGGUUUUUGCUUCACGACAGAAACACGGAUAGGAUAGAAGUACCCAAGCAGGAUGACCUUUGUACAAAGUCUCGAUUCUACAUUAUUGUCUGAAUAAUUUUAAUUCGUUAAAAAACACAUGUUGCUUGUUUACUAAUUGUUCCAAAUGUAAACAAAUAUGGGUACUUUUUAUUCUUCCAUGGAAUGUGUUUAAAAUAAAUAUUUAUACUAUACGUUUUUAUAAAAA
Messenger RNA from Galleria mellonella (greater wax moth), 3207 nucleotides. Its product is annotated as BRCA1-associated RING domain protein 1-like. The transcript has a single exon. The record is from RefSeq and is a predicted model, not a curated record. NCBI's taxonomy places the organism in Eukaryota, Metazoa, Arthropoda, Insecta, Lepidoptera, Pyralidae. Bases 168 to 1751 code for a protein of 527 amino acids. Gene Ontology annotation, molecular function: protein binding.